UGCUUUUACUUUGAAGAAAAUUGACUUUAUUUCCGGUACAACCACUGCACGUAUGUGGAACUUGACGCAGCUCUGAGGCCUGCUGUGUUUUCAACGGAGGGAGAGCCAUGAAGAAAAAUGGCGUCUGCAGGCGACCCAGAGCGGGAUACCGGCCCUUCACUCUGAGCUUUCCACUCUGGAAUUGAGACCGGGGCUUGGUGGGGACAUUUCGGGAACCAUCUCCGGGUCUACUGGUAUCUCAUUCCCGGUUUUUCUCUGGUUUGCGUGGCUUAUCCAAGCACCGAGAUUGAAGCGGAACAGGAGAGACUCUCUCCUACAAUGAGGGGGAGAAGAGGAAGGCCUCCCAAACAAGCAGCUGUGAUGCGGGAAGGUUCACCCGGGCCAGUCCGCGGCUCUCGAGGCGGCAAGAACAGAGGGAUGCGUGGACGCGGGAGAGGUAGAGGUCGUGCCCGGGGACGGGGAGCAGGUGGCGGCGUUUCCUGCACAGUCUCGGCGGAAGUGGAAACAGAAAUCUCCGGCCGAGACAACUUUAAUUCGUCCCGGGGCCGCAGGAAAGUUGGAGGCUCCAUCGCGGCGGCGGCAUCGCGGGGCAGAGGAAUCAGAGGGAGAGGCAGGGGGUCAAGAGGCGGCCGCGGCAGCAGAGGCGGAGUGAGGCGUCCUCAAAACAAGGUGGUAUACGACGAUAACAGCGACGAAGAGGACGAUAACAUAAGCUACAGGUCUGAAGAAGACGAUCUCCUGAACGACAAUCCUUCGUCGGAUCUCGAAGAAGAGGAGGAGGAGGCCCUGGAAAACGACUCUGACUAUGUGGAGGAACUACCGUAUGAUGAUGAUGAUGAUGCCAGCUACUGUACGGAGAGUAGUUUCAAGAGCCACAGCACGCUCGGCAGCACCCCAGGCCGGAGAAGGAGUAGGCCGGCGCAGCCACAGUCUCCCAUCCUUGAGGCAAAGGACAUUCCUUUACUGGAGCUUCCCAAGCCCUCUGAGGACCUCCUGGUCGCUACCUCACAGCUCCUCAAUGUGUGUGCAGUCUACGAGGUCCUCCGCAAUUUUCACUCAGUGCUGCGCCUCUCUCCAUUCCGCUUUGAGGAUUUUUGUGCGGCACUGGCCAGCCAGGAACAGUGCACACUGAUGGCAGAGACUCACAUCGCCCUACUCAAAGCUAUUCUCAGAGAGGAGGACACUUCCAACACCACGUUUGGUCCUGCUGACGUGAAGGACUCCGUUAACUCCACUCUGUAUUUUGUGGAUGGUAUGACCUGGCCAGAGGUGGUGCGAGCGUACUGUGAGAGUGACCCGGAGUAUCGGCAUAUUCUGCCUUCUCAAGAGCGUGAGGAUUAUCCGUAUGAACCGUUGGACAGCAAAGUUAAAGUUCUUCAGUUUUUGGUGGAUCAGUUUCUGGCAACCAAUAUUGCACGGGAGGAGUUAAUGUCAGAAGGGGUGGUCGUCUACGACGACCACUGCAGGGUGUGCCAUCGUCUUGGUGACCUGUUGUGCUGUGAGACAUGCUCAGCAGUUUACCACCUGGAGUGUGUGAAGCCACCGCUUCAGGAAGUUCCAGAGGACGAGUGGCAGUGCGAAGUGUGCGUAGCACACAAGGUACCUGGUGUUGCAGACUGCAUCCCAGAAGUGCAGAAGAGCAGGCCGUUCAUUCGACAACUGCCAGUUGGCUUUGACCGACACCAACGCAAAUACUGGUUCCUGAACCGCCGCAUUGUCGUUGAAGAGGAUGGUGAGCAGGAGGACAAAGCCAUCUGGUACUACAGCACUAAGGUCCAGCUGGCUGAACUUAUAGAUCGCUUGGAUAAAGAGUACUGGGAGGCCGACCUGUAUGCAGCCCUGGAGGAGAUAAGGGAUGAAGUGCACACACAUAUGGACAUCACUGAAGACCUAACCAACAAAGCCCGUGGCGGCAACAAGUGUUUCCUCACUGCAGCCAAUGAGGAGAUCCUGGACAGGUUGAGGGCUAAGAAGGAGGAGGAGCUGGAGGAGGUGAAGCGGCGAGCUGCCGAGGAAGCCCUUAAAGCGCGCCUCGAGAAGGAGAAGGAGGAGAUGGAUUUGGGGAAGGAUGGGGAGGUUGCGCUGAAAGACGGGGGACAGCAAGAUGGCAAGGACGGAGUGACGGAGGAGGAGAGGAAAAUCGAAGAGGCCACAGAGGAGAAAAAGGAUGGUGCAAAAACUGAAGCAGAAAACCCAUCGUCAAAUUCUGUGAGUGGAGACGGAAUACCCAUCCUGAGCCAGCCCCCCCACACCAGUGAAGAGAACAGUAACAGCAGCAUGGGUGCCAGGCUCCCUUCCAGGGGUCCUGAGCCCCCAGACCUGGCUGACAAGUCGUCCCAGUCAUCGCUGGCGAGCCUCGAUGAGACAGGAGACGGUAAGGACUCGGCCAAUGGUGAGACGACAGGUAUCGGCAGCAAGAAGUCUUCAGCAACUCGCAUGGUGACCCGGCUGAGGAACCCGGACAGCAAGCUGAGUCAGCUGAAGAACCAACAGGUAGCUGCUGCUGUUCAUGAAGCCAACAAGGGCUAUAAAGAGGGCAAAGAGGUACUUGUUGUAAAUGCGCAGGGGGACAUCACUCGCAUCAGCACGCGCAGCAGCAAAGACGUGGUGAUGAAGGGGACCCUCAGUCAAUACUUCAAGCUUGGCCAGGAGGGCAAGUUCCGGGUCUAUCAUAACCAGUACAGCUCCAAUGCCCUGGCCCUCAACAAGCACCAGCACAGAGAGGACCAUGACAAGAGGCGGCAUCUCUCGCACAAGUUCUGCAUGACACCUGCAGGAGAAUUUAAGUGGAAUGGGUCAAUUCAUGGCUCCAAGGUUCUGACCGUCUCCACACUGAGAUUCACCAUUGUCCAAUUAGAGAACAAUGUUCCAGCACCAUUCAUGCACCCUAACUGGGCCUCACACAGGACAAAUUGGAUCAAAGCGGUGCAGAUGUGCAGCAAGGCCAGAGAGUUUGCGUUGGCUCUGGCCAUCCUGGAAUGUGCCAUUAAACCUGUGGCUAUGCUGCCUGUCUGGAAGGACUCGCUUGGCCAUACAAGGUUAAAUCGUAUGACAUCCAUGGAGCGUGAAGAGAAGGAGAAAGUCAAAAAAAGGGAGAAGAAGCUGGAGGAUGAAGAGACGAUGCAACAGGCCACCUGGGUCAAGUACACCUUCCCAAUUAAACACCAGGUGUGGAAGCAGAAAGGAGAGGAGUAUCGUGUUACGGGCUAUGGGGGCUGGAGUUGGAUCAGUAAGACUUAUGUGCAGCGGUUCGUCCCCAGGCUUCCCGGUAACACCAAUGCCAACUACCGCAAAGAACUGGAAGAUGCGAAACUUGGCAAGAAGUGUACCCUGCUGGAUUUAAGCCGACGACCCAGUGUAGCCGCACCAGAAGCUCAGGAACCUGCUGCUUUAACCAGUGAAGCAAAAGAUCAAGGCCUAUGUAGCCUCUCCAGCCCUGCAACAGAACGCCUGAUGUCUGUUGAAUCUGACGAGGGGAUGGAAGUUGAGAAGAAAGAAGAGUUGUCUGUCAAAGAAAAGUUGGAGGAAUUGCCUGUGGAUGAAUCGCCUGUAAAGACGGAGAUGGACCCGAGUGAAUCACGAGGGGAUGAAACACAAGGGUCCAGCGUUCAGGAAGAUAAGGCUUCCAUCAAGGUGGACCCCACAGGAGCUGAACGACCCUUCAACUACGAUGUAGUGGAUGUCUGCAACGGUUUCCUCACCCGCAUCCCCUAUAAGAAGAAGGUCAAGUCCUCCAAACUGGACGGCCUGCUUGAGCGCAGAGUGAAGCAGCACGUUAUUGAAGAGAAGCAGAGGCCACAGUUGUGCUCCUCCAAACCCAUGACUUCAACGACUGCUUCACCCACUCUAACCCCUGCUCUGAGCACUCCAGUCCGGCCACGGUCACCACUUAAGCCCCAAACUCUUGCUCCAACUCACCUUGCAUUGGGCAGUGCAGUGAAAGUGGAGGAGAAAUCCACAACACAAAUUCAAGGUCCCAGUGAAGUUAGAGGGGACAGUCCCACAGAACUCGCUAAAACUACAGAGGAUAUUGUCACGCCGCCUCCUCCUUCUGGUUUAAACUCCACCCCCAAAGACAUUUGCAGUGCUGGUACAGGGGGAGAUUCAACUUCACCACAAAAUCUGCCUACCCCCCUGCCCCAGGAACUGGAGACAAACAUUGUAGAAAGGACUACAGGCCCAAGAGAAACUAACUUGGAUGUUUCAGGGCAAGAAGCUGUCAAACUGCCUAAAGUAGAAGAAACGGCACAGAGCCCUCACAGCUCUGUAGAGCAACAAGCAGCCAGUGGAUCAUCAGAUGUUACCACUGCUGCACUUGUUGAAAAUUCAGGGUCUGCGGCUCCUAAUUUGAAAUUGGACCCUUUAAGGACAUCGACAGUUGUACCUGACCAAAAAAGUAGUGAACACACAUCUCCCUCUAAACCUGUUUCGCAAAGCCCAGAAACUUUAAUCUCUGCACAUAUAUGCACUGAGGAAAAUGGCAUGGGGCCAGAGGAGAACCAAGAAAAUGUGCAUGAAAUUGGACAACAUAAAUCCAUAGGUGUAUGCACGCCAAAGCCAGUUUCUCCUCUCCCUCAGGUAAAUGGUAAUGAUGGCUUUGUGAGUGAAAGCAUGUUGAGUAACUCUGUCACGAGCACGAAUAAUGGUGUGCUCACCAACAGUCCCCAGCCCAAGGUGAACAGCACUGUUAAAAUUGAAGAAAAAGGACAAGUUGUGUCAUUUAAGGACAGCACACAGCAAAAGCUUCUGGUGAAUGGAGAUUAUGCACCUGUGCACGGCAGUACAGAGACCGGGAUUAAAGAUCCAAGUCUAAUUUCACAGGUAGAUGUGGAAAAUAAAAUGAUCUCAGAACAGGAUUACAAACCUCCUCUGAAGAUUACCAGACUGGAAACGAACUUCGAUGCACUUGGAUCAAAAACUCAGAGCACUCAACAGCACAACAACACGUCACUAUGUCCGUCUACAGAAACCAAAUCCAGCUCUGGGGUCAAAAUCAUCAGAAUGGCUCCCUCUCCCAUACCUUCAGCAGAGGAUUCCAGUCUGAGCGAUGAAUUCGCAGAAGAGAAUAGUAACAGUGGAACGACCCAGCCAUUGAAGACCAUCAUCACCCAGGUAACCACAACCUCUAAUACCACCACAACAACCGUCGUUUCCUCACAGACAAGGAUAGCUAACGCCACAUCUAACGCAUGUGAAGAAGUAGUAUCGAAGGAAAGUAGCGCAGUGUCGACUCUUACAACCAUGACCAAAACAACUGUGACCAAACUCUGUUCCUCUGAGCUCGAUGGACAGUCUGAAGACAGCCAGAGCGAAACAGCGACACAAGAACAGAGAACGCUCUUUGCCUCUGUCAGUAAGUCGUCGACCGACACCAACGGCAAAACGUCGGUGACAUCUGUCGCCGUCCACCAAGAAGACGUUUUGACGACAAAGGGACGUGUGCACCUCCUCAAGUUCUCCCGCACUAAGAAGACGCGCUCGGACACGGCUCUGCCUUCUUACUGCAGGUUUGUCACCAAGAGCAGCCGCAAGAGUAUUUUUGUGCUGCAACACGAUGACUUGAAGGUGCUGGCGAGGCGAGGCGGAUUCCGGGAGGUCGCUGUGUUUAGCUACAAUGCCAAGCCGGCUCAGGAUAUCUGGCCGUAUCCGUCACCCAGGCCCACGUUUGGAAUCACCUGGAGAUAUCGCCUGCAGACUGUUAAGUCUCUGGCCGGUGUGAGUCUGAUGCUGAGGCUCCUGUGGGCCUGUCUGAGAUGGGACGACAUGGCCGUCAAACCGUCUGCUGCCGUCGGCACCACCCGUACAGCCCUAUCCCCACUCAUUGCUACAGAGACAUCAGACACUGAAAUCACCACCACGGAGAUCAUCAAGCGCCGGGAUGUGGGACCCUAUGGCAUUCGCUCGGAGUACUGCAUUCGCAAAAUCAUUUGUCCACUUGGAGUGCCAGAGACUCCGAAAGAAACCCACACGCCUCAGAGGAAGGGGUUGCGCUCCAGUGCCUUGCGACCGAAGAAGCCUGAGCCUGCCAAGCAGACAGGCCCAGUGGUGAUAGAGACGUGGGUGGCUGAGGAGGAGCUGGACCUUUGGGAGAUCAGAGCCUUCUCAGAAAGGGUGGAGAAGGAGAAAGCUCAGGCAGCAGAGCAGGCAAAGAAACGUCUGGAGCAGAAACCAGGCUCAGGCACAGCUACGCCAACGGGGACUCCCGUUGCAUCUUCCACCACACCCAAAGUCAUUGUUGGGACACUUUCAGGCCAAGGCACGCCCAACACCAAGGUGGUACUGUCCACUAAGAUGGGCACCCCCGUCACAUUCCAGCAGAACAAGAACUUCCAGCAGUCGUUUGCCACUUGGGUCAAGCAGGGUCAAAGCACACAAGGUGCAGGCACCGAGGCCACUGUGGCCACGUCGGGUGGGCACACCUUCCAGAUUACAGGAACAUCAGUGGGUGGAAAAGUAGUGACCGCCAAAUUGCCACUGCCCGCCAACAGCAAGAUCGUCACAGUAAACAUGCCAGCUUCGCAAGGAGGUGUGGUUCAGCAGAAAGUGUUGGGCAUCAUCCCGUCCAGCACAGCGGGUGGCGCCCAGACCUACACCACAUUCCAGCCACGCACCACCACACUCAACAUCAGGCCCAACACUCCAGGCUCCCAGCAACAGGUUCUGACAACAGGUAGUACGAUACGUCCGGGAAUGACAGUGAUCCGAACCCCGCUCCAACAGACGGGGCCCCUGGGGAAGACGAUACUUCGGACGCCUCUUGUGGUCCAACAAGGUCAGGGUGGACAGCAAGUAGUGACGCAAAUCAUUCGAGGUCAAGCUGUUUCCACCGCAAUAUCUGGUGCCAGCCCCGUGGCCACUGUCACUGGCCAGGGGGUGGCCAGUCCCACCACUGCGGGGCAGGCAGCUGGCCAGACUCCACCCGGGACCCCACGGGCACAAGGGCAAGGCCAGGUUAAACUAACACUGGCACAACUCACCCAGCUCACACAGAAGCAGCAGGCUGGAUCAGGUGCAGAACGGCAGGCUGGUGUCGGUAGUACCCAACAGGCUCUGACGGUGAUGGUUCAGGGUCAGGGCCAGACCACUGGCCAGCUGCAGAUCAUACCCCCUGGAGUCACAGUCAUCCCAGGACCUGGGCAGCAGCUCAUGCAGGCCUCAUUGCCCAAUGGCCAAGUGCAACGCUUCCUCUUCACCCCCUUGGCCUCAGCCGCCACACCCACAUCAAGCACAGCCACCACAGUUCCCGGUCAGCCCAACUGUGCCUCCACCAAAACCCCAGCCCAGCCUGCCCAACAGGCAGCGGCACCCGUCCAGGCAGGGGUGCCUUCACUGGCCACCACCAGCAGCCCAACUUCGGCCACCCCACAGGGCCAGCUGCCACCUCAAACACAGGCCCACAUGCCCAUUCAGUCGCCUACUUCACUUCAAGUGAAAACACAGGGUGGAACAGCUCAGUUGCAGCUGCAACAGACGCCUCAGCUCAUCAGCAUGAGUGGACUACAGCAGCAGGUACAGGUGCUGGCCCAGCUGCAGACCCAGCAGGGUGCAGGCUCUCUGCCCCAACACAUCAAACUGCAGCUUCCAAUCCAGAUACAACAGACUGGGACCACCUCAGCUCAGGGAGGACAGAUUGGGAACGUGGUGGCCAUCCAGGCAGCUUCUGUCCAGGAGCAACUGCAGAGGAUCCAGCAGCUCAGAGAACAGCAACAGCAGAAGAAGAGACAAGCUGCAGAGGCCAAGAGAGAGCAAGCCCUCAAUGCAGCCAGCCAGAGCGACAUCAUUCAGAAACAGGUGGUGAUGAAACAAAACGCUGUGAUCGAGCACUUGAAGCAGAAGAAGACCAUGACUCCUGCAGAGAGAGAGGAGAAUCAGAGGAUGAUCGUCUGCAACCAGGUUAUGAAGUUUAUCCUGGACCGGAUAGACAAGGAUGAGAGGCAGGCGGCCAAGAGGAGGAAGAAAGAGGAGGUGGUGGAGGCAAAAAGGAGGUUGGCCAAUGCCAGCAAGCUCUCCUCGCUCCUGUAUCGGCACAAAGAGAGCCUCAAGACAGAGAUCCUGAAGAAGCGAGCACUUCUCGACAAGGAGCUGCAGCUAGAGGCCCAGGAGGAGCUGAAGCGGGACCUGCUGCGGAUGAGGAGGGAGAAAGAGCGAGCUCAGGCUGCAGCCCAACAGGCGGCGCAGGCUGCAGCCAAGGCUGCACACAACCAGCAGCAACACACACUGGCACACGCACACGGCAUCGCCGCUCCACACCACCUCGCCACAGGACCGGUCACCUCCGCACACAAGAGGAAACGGGAGGAGGAGAGGGAGGCGGCAACGUCGGCGAAGUCCAAGAAGAAGAAGAUGAUCUCGACGACCAGUAGCAAGGAGAGCAAAAAGGACACAAAGCUCUACUGCGUCUGCAAGACGCCCUAUGAUGAGACCAAGUUUUACAUUGGCUGUGACCUUUGCACCAACUGGUAUCACGGUGACUGCGUAGGCAUCACGGAGAAGGAGGCCAAGAAGAUGGACGACUACAUCUGUGUGGAGUGUAAACGCGGCCAGGAGGGCAGCACAGAGGAGCUGUACUGCAUCUGUCAGACGCCAUAUGACGAGUCCCAGUUCUACAUUGGCUGUGAUCGGUGUCAAAACUGGUACCACGGUCGCUGUGUGGGAAUCCUGCAGAGCGAGGCCAACCACAUCGACGAGUAUGUGUGCCCACAGUGUCAGUCGACAGAGGACGCCAUGACGGUCUUCACUCCACUCACCGACAAGGACUACGAGGGUCUGAGGAGAAUCCUGCGAUCGUUACAGGCACAUAAAAUGGCCUGGCCAUUCCUGGAGCCUGUGGAUACCAAUGACGCCCCGGACUACUACAGGGUCAUCAAGGAACCAAUGGACCUUUCCACCAUGGAGGAGAGGUUACAGAAGCGCAAGUACGUGAAGCUGACAGAGUUUGUAGCGGACAUGACCAAAAUCUUUGACAACUGCCGCUAUUACAACCCCAGUGACUCGCCCUUCUACCAGUGUGCCGAGGUUCUGGAGAACUUCUUUGUCCAGAAGCUGAAAAGCUUCAAAGCCAGCAGGUCUCAUAACAACAAACUACAAUCAGCAGUCUCUUAGCUCCCUCCUAAAAAAAAACAAACAAAAACAAAAAACAAACAGUGUCAGAAAGACGAGGCUUGUGAUUUCCACGGAAAGAUUAAAGGCCCGUGGUCCCAGUCGGACUGAACCUGAACCCGAACCCUUUCUAGAGGAGAGCGCACUCCCAGCUGAAAAUCAGGUUGCAGUGGUGUCAAAGAGCCCGGCCUGCUACACCUCCAAUUGCAGAACAAAUGGGGGGGAAGAAGGGAAUUCAAGGGCCCCUUUUCAUCCAAAGCAUCAGUGGGACAUAAUGACGGAGAGUUCCCACCUUCAGACCAGGGACAAGGCAGCCAUGGACUCUAUGUGGCAGCCUAUUUUGUCCCAGUCGGACGUUCCUACCAGUGCAGCCCCACCAUGAGAAGAAAGUUCCGGAAGGAGAAGAUGAAACUGAUAAGUUGUCUGAUCCCAUGUCAGCAGCAUAGAUCUGUGUUCAAACCUGUAGCUGAUUCCUGUUUUUGUUUUUGUGUCUUUCUAUGUCAGCUUUGUGUGCCCCGCCCCCCCCCAAAGAAAACCCAGACUUUCAACUUAAACGUCACCCCGUCACAUUUUCAUGACACAAACAUCAACUAUUAGUUAUUGCUUCAAAUAACAAAAUACAUCAAGUGUCAAGAGGCUAAAAAAUAGAGAUCGUUCUUCUCAUGUUUUAACAGCGGUAGGUCUGAAAGGAGGAGUAUUUUUCACUGUCCUCGUCUUCCACCUGGAACCAGUCAGUUUUCAGGUCCAGUUCAUUCAGCCAGUCAUUGGACAAACCAAUCUAUUAAUUCCAGGAAUGUAUGUCCCUCUGUUAAUUGAAUAACUGUUCAACGUUUCGGUCGACAGGUUUCAAACUCGGCAGGUUACUAAUCAGUAACCAGUGCGUGCAGUGUGGUAGAAACACAACACAACAUAUGCAUCACCAAACGAGCUGCCACAAGGCAAAGUGCCCUGUGAUGCUGAGUCACUUGAAUGUCCCCCUUUCGUUUAACGUACAAUCCGACUUGCUGCCUUUGGUUGCAAUUGCAUUGAAACAAAGUUUGCGGCGGUUUGCUCGAUGCAAAACCAAAUCCGUUCCAUGUUACAGAGCCUUUUUAAGAACAAUUCUUCACCAGAUUGCCGCCAUCUUGUUGGUCUCUCUGAGCAAAUGCCGGGGAUGGGCUGCAAUGUUGCACCACUAUGAACUACAGUAUCUAUCUUCAUUCAUUCAUUCAUUUAUCGUGGGGGGAGCUGGUGUCAAUCCCACCGGGCCAACGUAGAGACAAACAACCGUCCACACUCACAAAUCUGCCUGUUUUUGGACUGUGGGAGAAACCCAC
Molecule: messenger RNA, 10415 nt
Organism: Solea senegalensis (Senegalese sole)
Lineage: Eukaryota; Metazoa; Chordata; Actinopteri; Pleuronectiformes; Soleidae
Product: nucleosome-remodeling factor subunit BPTF-like
Exons: 35
Coding region: 319-9102 (2927 amino acids)
Biological process (GO): regulation of transcription by RNA polymerase II
Cellular component (GO): NURF complex
Molecular function (GO): zinc ion binding; RNA polymerase II cis-regulatory region sequence-specific DNA binding
Source: RefSeq, a predicted model, not a curated record